Molecule: messenger RNA, 881 nt
Organism: Prorocentrum cordatum
Lineage: Eukaryota; Dinophyceae; Prorocentrales; Prorocentraceae
Source: the annotation of a GenBank genome assembly
GCGAAGUGCACGGGGGCCUUGGCGGUCGCUCGUCAGCGCGCGCAAUUCGGUCAUCGCGUCCAACGCGAUGGCCAUGAAAGAUCGCGGGUUUGAGCCCGCGCGCGGCCUCGCAGUCGCCCAGUGCACGAAUGCGUAUAUCAACCCAGCCGCGGGGCGCCCCGUCGGUCGUUGCUACGAGCCCGAUCUUGACGCGCCGUGGUCUCGCCGGAUGCGCCUGGCAACGGUCGCCGCGCUGCCGCGGGGCGCCCCGAAGCGCGCGGCCAGUAGCGAGCGCGUGUUGUCACUGACACACGCGCCCAACUGGCAUUUUCGGCACGCGGUCUGGACGGACAUCUGCACCGAUGUUUCGCCUGCCGCCGUUCAGAAAGCCGAUGCUCGGGGCCUCGCGCAGAGAGGGGGCGCGGGGUGGAUGUCCAGCGGCGCGAAACGCGAGUUUGUGAACGUGCGCGGCAGCAAGAAGGGCUUGGUUCUCGUUGGGAAGGAGCGCGCGCGGGCCCAUGUGAUGCCUGUCCCCGCGCGGGGCAAGUUGCGCCCCGAGUUGUUGGGCUCUGGUUUUGUCGACGAUCAUGACAUUGGGCGGGGCAUCGCGCGCGAGUUCAGGCAGGCCGCGCGCGAGCACAAGCUCAAGGCUUUCCGCGGCGACGACGCAAGUGUCCACCCGGGGCGCUCUGAGGACCUCUGGUGGCCACGCUGGGCUGCCGCGUCGCGGGCGAGGGAGAGGUUGCGGAGCACGCCGCCGACAGAGCCGCGGGCCGAUACCGAGGGGGACUUCGAGGGGCGAUUCAAGGCGGCGGCCGCGCGGGUCAACGCCCGGCAUCAAGUCGACGGCCCGCGCGGGCAGAUUCCGCGGCGCACGCGGGACCUCGCGCGCGCGGUCAAAG